This is a messenger RNA of Prorocentrum cordatum, 833 nucleotides long. NCBI's taxonomy places the organism in Eukaryota, Dinophyceae, Prorocentrales, Prorocentraceae. The record is from the annotation of a GenBank genome assembly.
GACGUGGCCUGGGAGUUCGUGUACGCGCCCUUUAUUUCGGCGGCGUCGCUCGUGCUGCUGUGGCCCGUGCUAGGCCUGGUGCUGAGCGCCGUCGAGUCGGGCUGCUGCGGCAGCCGGUUCGGGCGGCGCUGCCUGCUCUUCCGGCAAGCGCACCUCGGAAGGCACACGCGACUGCCGAAGCAGCCGGCGGCACAGUGGUGGAUCUUGGGCACCGAGAUGGUGGCUUCGCUGCUGUCGCUCUGCGUGUUCAGCAUGAACUCCGCCUUUCAGGACGUCCAUCGGCGGCGACCGAGACAUCUUCUGGCGGUGCCCGCGAGGGAUUGCAGGAGGAGUUCCUCGUCGAGAGCCUCCUGUGUGCCCCCGUGCUGGUCGACGUCUUCACGAUCCCUGGCCUCGUGCUGCAGAGCUCGUGGCUGUCGCUCGGCUUCCUGCGCAUCCUCUCGGCGAUCGUGGCUUACGAGCGGUGGCGGAGGAUGGCGAACGUGAACCUCAGCGUGCAGACGAUCGAGAGCAAGGCGGUUGUCCACAAGCUCACGUCCAUGGUGCUACGACUGACGGGGCUUAUAUACAGUUUCGCAGGCAUCACCUUCGUGCUCGAGACGUUGGGGGAGCUGCCUUUCCAGCUUUCUGCCGAAGUCGAGACCGACAUGGGCAAGCUGACAAUGUUCAGGAUGGUGUAUUGGGUCGUGGAGACCCUGACGACUGUCGGGUACGGUGACUUCACGCCGACAACGUUGCUCAGCAGAGUAUCGACCAUGCUGUGCAUGAUAGCCGGCAUCCUCUUCUUCACGGUGCAGGUGACGCAGCUCCAGGAGGCGAAGGGGAGCCAGUAG